This is a messenger RNA of Darwinula stevensoni, 1518 nucleotides long. Lineage: Eukaryota; Metazoa; Arthropoda; Ostracoda; Podocopida; Darwinulidae. The record is from the annotation of a GenBank genome assembly.
AUGGCAACGAUGGCGAAUUGUUCAGAAGAGGAGCUCCAUGUGGAUGGAAAGACAGUUGCCGAUAUAAUGGCCAAAUACACGGAACGUUUGAAGUACCUAGAGCACAUGAAAGUGAUAGAGCUUCUGUGGAAUAAGAAAGUGAUCGAUCAUGAUGAAUAUGUUAGUAUUCAGAAGCCAGAGAUGGACAGAAGACUAUUCCUUCAGGAAAAGUUGCCAAAGAAAGGAGACACAGCAUUCCAGAAAUUCUUGGAAUGCCUCAUCGAAAUAAACCAAAAGAUCCUUGCUAAGGACAUGCGACGAGGGCGUCCAGAUCGGGGAGGGUCUACUAGGGUUCCCGUUCUCUCAAACUUCGACUUGAUACGGGAGAUCAACUUGCGGCUUCAUGUGAGUGAGGAUCUAUUUGAUGGAGAGGCAUUCAAGCAGCUGGAGAAUGAAAAGAAAAAUCUGGAAGCAUCGAAUCAGAAAAUGGCGAAGGAUCUAGACGAGCGAAACAAAGAACUUGAGGAGAGAACAAGAGAAACAGAACGAGAGAAACAGAAGUUCGAGAAAGACCUCAAGGAAAGCAAAGAUAAGGUAGAUGAGCUGCAGCUGCAGCUUCGGAACUCGGAAAAAAAAGCAGAAGACCUUGAGAGGCAGCUCAAAAAGGAACAGAAUACCUACAGAGUGAUAGAGCGAGAUAAACGUACAAUCGAGAAGGAGCUCCAGGAAAGCAGAGAUCAGGCAGCCAAGCAGAUGUUGCAUAUGUCGGCCGUGGAGAAGAAAGCAAAAGAACUUGAGGAGCUGGUCAAGAGGGAACAGAAUGCGUAUGGAGAGUUAGAGAGAAAUAAACGUAAGAUCGAGAAGGAGCUCAAGGAAAAGCUCUUCCUGGAUUUUCCUCGCAAGCGGCGAGUUAGAAAAUCUCAGGUCACUGGCGAUCUGUCGCCGUUUUUCUUGCCGUUUGGGGCAAGCGGCGGAGUUCGCCACAUGAGCUCCUUGGCAGUGGCUGCAUUUAGGAUGCAAGCGGUUCAGCUUUCCCUGGCAGUUUACGAGGGCGCGAGCCGUUUCAGUAACAAGUGCUUUCACGAGGAUCAUGUGGAGGGGCGCGCCUACCUUUGUCUUCCUCAUCCGCAUGAGGCCGCCUUCAUGGAGAGGAAUUCCAUGCUCGGUUGCGAGGACGUCAGGGAUAAUUUCCACGCCCUCUUCGGGUCCAACUCCCUUUACAACGAACUUGAUUGCCUACCUUUUGCAGGAAAGACCUCUCCGCCAAUACCGGACUCAUUCCACCUCCUACAAAUCCUCGGUAUGUCAGAUGCCUUUUCAAGGGUCAAGACGAACCCUGCAGCGGAUGUCGAGCAGCCGGACGGGUGGGAAAAAGGUGGAGAACGGGCGGACAAACGAGAUAUUUUGCUAGUACUUACCUGGCAUAAAGACAGGGUCUUCAAAGAAGUAGCUCUUAGAAGAUUCGGGUCGGCUUGGGUUGAUGCUACCGCGAGGCGCAUAACUGGAAAGAACUUCGCGAGGCGAGCAAGAGGAAAUUGA